UUAUGAUGAUCCAUGGCGCUAGCUGGCUAGCAAGCACGCACUUAAUACCGUUCCUUUCGUCGAGAAACGUAUAUGAUUGAAGGCUACUAAAUUGGCUACAGUUCUCUUCGCCAUUCUCACAUAACUACGGCUUUAUGAUAUUAAAUUACUCAUCGUUUUCAUUUGUUCCUUUAUUUGCUUCUGAGAAAUUAAUUGCUAACCAGCAGCGCUAGUUUGUACACGGAGCUAUUUUAUGAAUGCACAGUGUACGCCCCCAGAGGUGCGUCACGCUCUGAAAAUUGAACGUGAUGAUUCUGUUCAGAGCAUCGUUGUCGCUGUAGUGCGUGACUGAAGGUUCUCUUGUGAAUAGGCAUUGCGUCGCUGUCAUUUGUGUGAAGUGAAGUCAUUUCGGUCAUUGUCCAGUAAUGGUGUAGGUACACUCAGUAAGUAACCAUGCUGAGCCGCCUGCAGGAACUGAAGAAGGAGGAAGAGACACUACUGAAGAUCAAAGCCAUGCUGCAGGAUCAGCUUAACAGGCUGAAGUUUGAAGAAGGGGCAUUGAGGUCAAUGAUAAAUGCCCAGCAUAGUGACAACCCUGCGCAGGCCACUGCUCCAGAGGCUCCUGUGCAGCUGGACAAUGAAAGUGAGAUCAACCAGACAAAGCUGCAACUGAGCACAGUAGUGGAGCAUGACAUGGAGGAGGAGGAUGAGGAUGAGGAAGAUGAUGACAAAGAGGAGGGGGAUGAAGAAAUUGAUAAUGAGUUUGAGAUGAUGGAAGAGGAAGAGGAGGAUGACUACUGAACAGCUGACUCCUGAGAAUGUUAUUAAUUUAUGUGAUGGGACAUCCUCCAAGACAUUAGCUGUUGUCAGUCAAUAAGCACGUCCUUCAAUAAUGUUAUGGAAAUGUUGUUUGUAUAUAUAUUGGUAGUUGUUUUCUUUUGAGUUAUCACCCCCCAGGUGUGUAACCUUCACUGCCUGAAGUAGACCCUGUAAAGAAAUAUAUUGAUUGACAUAGAAUGAGUAUAUACACUCAUUCUAAGUGGUGGUGUAUUUGUCAAAGUGCACAAAAUCUGAAUAUGGAACUGGAAACUGCACUUCCAUAAAUGACCACAUAGUGAUGUCUUCCUCUGGUGUUUUUCUUAUUCAGAAUGUUAUGGUUUGUCCUAGCUUCUUUAUUCUUGGCUAAAUGUAUCAUGUUUUUGUGAAUAUACCCCAUGCAUACACUGUACAUUGCAAAUGACCCCCCCCCCCCCCCGCUGCUUGUAAAACAUGCCUUAAGCUGUAAACCUGUUUUGUUCUGUGUUUGCUGCCUUCCUGUACAUGCUGUGCACCAGAGAAAAGAUACUGUACUGGUUCCGAGCUGGAAUCUCGUAGCUGUGUGUGUAUAUUUUUGACUAUUGUAAAUUUGUUAAAAUUGUUGAAACAGGAAUAAAGUGGUAUUUUGCCA
This is a messenger RNA of Anguilla rostrata (American eel), 1426 nucleotides long. It is a transcript of the gene snapc5, whose product is annotated as small nuclear RNA activating complex, polypeptide 5. The record is from RefSeq and is a predicted model, not a curated record. The transcript has 4 exons. NCBI's taxonomy places the organism in Eukaryota, Metazoa, Chordata, Actinopteri, Anguilliformes, Anguillidae. Gene Ontology annotation, cellular component: nucleus. The coding region runs from base 433 to 780 and encodes 115 amino acids. Gene Ontology annotation, biological process: transcription by RNA polymerase II; transcription initiation at RNA polymerase III promoter.